This is a messenger RNA of Solea senegalensis (Senegalese sole), 6866 nucleotides long. It is a transcript of the gene eif2ak3, whose product is annotated as eukaryotic translation initiation factor 2-alpha kinase 3. Gene Ontology annotation, biological process: protein phosphorylation. Lineage: Eukaryota; Metazoa; Chordata; Actinopteri; Pleuronectiformes; Soleidae. Gene Ontology annotation, molecular function: ATP binding; protein binding; protein kinase activity. The record is from RefSeq and is a predicted model, not a curated record.
GUCAAGUAUAAAGGGAAUAACAUGGUCUCCCAGUGGCUGUUUGUGUUUACUUAAAUAACACACUCCGAAUGGGUGUUUUUCCUCACCACAACAGACUUUUAUUUUCUUUAAAGUUCACGCGGUUUUAUCCUUUCUUUUUUAAUGUGAACAUUUACCCGGCCAGUGGCAUGUGAAUCUCAUACUUCACUGAUGUGCCAGUCUUACAAAUGGAAAGGGGGCUUCACUUUGGAAACGUGAGCAUUUCCCUGGUGCUCCUGCUGGUGCUGCUGCUCAACGCGCUCAUCGGUUUCGGGACGUCGCACACUCGGGGCUCCGCCGUCCUGUGGGAGCCGCAGCCCGGCGCCCGCACUGCGGGUGAGACCUCGGCUGACUCGAAGCGCGAUGCCGGAGGAGUGAUGGGGGAGCGCGGCUUGGAGAACGUGGGCACCUCGGUCACUGGAGCCGACGUUAUCGUGGAGAACGACGACGAACACGGCUCCACCGGGGAAGCGGAGGAGUCUUACGGAGAAAAUAGCGGGAACGUAAAAUCGACAAGGUCUCUGGUAAUCAUCAGUACUCUGGAUGGUCGGAUCUCGGCUCUGGAUCCUCACAACCAGGGCAGGAAGCAGUGGGAUCUGGAUGUCGGCUCAGGGUGCCUGGUUUCCUCCAGCCUCAGCAAACCGGAGAUGUUUGGGAACAAGGUGGUCAUCCCUUCACUGGACGGUGCCUUAUUCCAGUGGAACCGGGACAGAGAGAGUAUGGAGGCAGUGCCUUUCAGCGUGGAGUCCCUGCUGGACUCGUCCUACCGCAUCGGAGAGGACACGAUCCUGGUCGGGGGCAAAACCCUGACCACCUAUGGCCUGGGGACCUACAGUGGCAAGAUCCGUUACAUCUGCUCCACGGUGGGCUGCAGUCAGUGGGGGGACAAAGACGUGGAGCCGGAGGACGUGCUCCUCCUGCAGAGGACGCAGAAGACUGUGCGAGCCAUCCGGCCCCGGACAGGGAUGGAGAAGUGGAACUUCAGCGUGGGAAACUUUCAGCUCAAGCUCGUUCCCGAGGCUCAGCUGGGGAUGAACUUCCUGGAGGGAGAGCUGGCGAACGAAGCGUGGAGGGAGAGUCAGCGCGUCAUCAUCGACGAACCCAAGGAGCGGGAGCAGGCCGAGAACCAGCAGAACCAGCAGAACCACAACCUGGACCUUGUCAUCAAGGUGUCGGUUCCUGACUGGAAGGUCAUGGCCUUCAGCACCAAGCCUGAAGGGCAGCUGGUCUGGGAGCGUCAGUUCUGCACACCCAUCGCUUCAGCCUGGCUGGUGGGUGGAGGUAAAGUCACACCCAUCAGCCUGUUUGACGACACCGGCUACACCAACCAGUCGGAAGCUGACGAGGAGGAGGACGAUAGUGACCCGGAGAAGAUCAGAGGAGCAGCAGAGUCCAGUGUGUACUUGGGCAUGUUCCAGGGACAGCUCUACCUCCAGUCUUCAGUCAGGAUCACGGAGAAGUUCCCCGCCAAAGCCAUCGGAUCGGAGAAGAAUAUAAUUCCACUCCCUACCGUCAAAUGGAAGCCGCUGAUCCAUUCCCCGUCUCGCACUCCGGCCCUCGUUGGCUCUGACGAGUUUGACAAGUGUCUGAAUAACGACAAGUUCUCCCACGAAGAGUACAGCAACGGCGCCCUCUCAAUCCUCCAGUAUCCGUACGACAACGGGUACUCCUUCCCCUUCAGCAAGCACUACCGGGAGAAACGUGACAGCUCUGUGAGCCUGAUUAAGGGAAACACGGCGGGGCCCGACAGCCGCAGGAGGAAGGACCCGGUGCUGCUGCUGCCCUGGUGGAAGGAGAUUCUCGGCACCAUCAUCUUCUGCAUCGUCGCGACCACGUACAUCGUCCGCAAGUUCUUCCACCCCCCCGUUCCGGUCGCCUUUGUGAGGCAACGGAAAGAGUCGGAGACACAGUGCCAGACUGACUGCAAGUUUGACCUUGAGGUUGUAGAAUCCAAAGAGCCGGUUGCCAUGGAGACCCGUUCCACCGAAUAUGUGUCCAGGUACCUGACCGACUUUGAACCGGUGCAGUGCCUCGGGCGCGGCGGCUUCGGCGUCGUGUUUGAAGCCCGCAACCAAGUGGACGACUGCAACUACGCGAUCAAAAGAAUCCGUCUGCCCAACAGGGAGCUGGCCCGUGAGAAGGUGAUGCGAGAAGUGAAGGCUCUGGCCAAGCUGGAGCACCCGGGGAUUAUCCGCUACUUCAACGCCUGGCAGGAGAGUCCUCCUGAAGGUUGGCAGGAGGAGAUGGACAAGAGGUGGCUGAAAGACACCAGCGCCACCGACUGGCCAAUGAGCUUCCUGGACCACAUGGAGGCGCUGUCGGUCAAAGUGCCGGUGUCCAGCUCCGUGUCAGCGGUCCGCGAGCACGAGCGGGACACGUCGUCCACGGACCCGCGCGGCCUGCUCUCCAGCAGCGCCGGCGGGGCCGUGGGUUUCGGCGCCGACGACAGCGACCUCUCCUUUCAGCCUCACCUGGGCCACGACAGCCUGAUGUCGGAGCGGGACAGUCAGGCCGACCCCGACGCCUCGGACACCCCGGACUCCUUCGAGCUGUGCCCCCCGCGCGGCCCCAGUGACUGCACCUCCUCCUCCUUCGACAUAGUCUUCGAGGACUCGGGCUGCGACCGAGACGCUGAGGCGGACACCGACUCUGUGACGUCCGGUGCAGCCAGCACCGGCGCGGCGACGGAGAGGAACAGCUCGUCGUCCUCGCACACCAGGCGACAGGAGUCGGUCCCGCCCCCCUCCUCCUCUUCCACCUCCUCCUCCUCCUCCUCUUCUCCCCCGAGGCCAACCUCACUUUCUUUGGCUGUGCCCACACCUUCUCCAAUGCAGCGGGUUCAGCCUUCUCCCAAGGUUUACCUCUACAUCCAGAUGCAGCUCUGUCGGAAGGAGAACCUGAAGGACUGGAUGGCUCAGCGCUGCCUCCCGGAGCAGAGGGAGCACAACCAGUGUCUGGACAUCUUCCUCCAGAUCGCGGAGGCCGUCGACUUCCUGCACAGCAAGGGCCUCAUGCACAGGGACCUCAAGCCCUCCAACAUCUUCUUCACCAUGGACGACGUGGUGAAGGUGGGAGACUUCGGCCUGGUCACGGCCAUGGACCAGGAGGAGGACGACGACGACGAGCCGAGCGCCCUGACGCCCGCGCCGCUCCUCACCCGGCACACGGGCCAGGUCGGCACGAAGCUUUACAUGAGCCCAGAGCAGCUCUCUGGAAACUCGUACUCUCACAAAGUGGACAUUUACUCUCUGGGCCUGAUCCUGUUUGAGCUGCUCUGUCCUUUCAGGACGCAGAUGGAGAGAGUGAGGACGCUGACAGAGGUGAGGCUGCUGCGCUUCCCCGAGGUCUUCUCCAAAAACAACAUUCAGGAGCUCAGUAUGGUGCGCAGCAUGCUGUCGCUGAGCCCCAGCGAGCGCCCGGAGGCCGCCGACAUCACGGGCACGCCCCUCUUCGAGGAGCUGGAGCUGGAGAUGCCGUGUCGAUUAGCCAUGAGGCAGCGCUCCCGCACCUACAGCGCCUCGUCCAUGGGCCGCCCCUCGCGCCAGACGCCGACGUCGAACUGAAGGACCCCCGUGACGCAGGACUCGACCUUUCUCCGCCCCCUCCCUCCCUCCCUCCCUCCCUCCCCUCCACCUCUGCUUCUCUGUCUUGCCAAGAGAAGCACCUCUCAGCCCACUGCCACCGCACGCACGAGCCAAGAGCGACAAACACACGCUGAAGCUGACACUGGUGUCUUCGGAGCGGCGGGGGAUCAAAUACUUCACACUUACAACUGCUGUUAAUGUUCCCGCUCACCGUCCACGCCGUCCAGAUAUUUAGCCACAAGUGAAAGGACAAUUAAGAAGCAACAGGCGCUCUGUCACGACUUGGCUCGAGUGAGACUUCUGAAGUGUCCCCGAGCAGCAGAUGGACUCCGCUGGGACGAAGACGCUAUGACCACUGAACUUCAUACUAAAUAGAUUUUUGGAAAGGGAAAAAAAAACAAACAAACAACGUUUGGCGUAUGAGAAGUGACGGACGUCGUAACGCGCCGCUCGCUCCGACUUCUCACUCGCGCUACACCUCAGGUAUCAAAACCAUGAGGACACUCCAUAGGGGCCUUUGAUGCUUGAUCAUCUUAUCUACUAGUUCUGAUCACUAGUAUGAGCACUAACCGGUGUUUUUCCGAACACCUGAUAUGCCUGAUGUGGGAGACCAAAAAAAAAAAAAAUCACCAUCUGUUUUUUCCUAUGUUUUGUAAAGAAAGAAGUUGAUCAGAUAUGAUUUGCCUUUAGAACGAAUGAAUGCCGAGCUUCUGGCUCUUGUCUUUUCCUGCACGUAUCUGAAAGGAAAGUAAAAGGCGUGAGUGUGUUUUGUUAUCUUGAAGCCAAUACUUGGACACAGUUUUUUUCCCUGUGUAUAAAUUUACAUGACGACACUGGAGGUGCUCAAUCGUUUCCCCAAACACCUCCUUUCUUUUUCUUAUUUGUUAUGUACAUAGUUGAAGGGACGAAAGAAAAAAAACCAACCUGUUUAUAUCUUUUAGCUCAAGCCGAAUUCGAUCGUGUACAUAUCGUAAGACGCCAUUGCCUGUAAAUGACCUUUUAUUUUGAAAUGGCUGUAAGAUACUUUUGCAUUCUGUGGGAGCAGAAGCCGACGGGGAUGAUCUCUGCUGUUGUUUGACAGCUGAAUGUUUUACACCGAAAGCAAAGUGAUUUCUUUUUUUUCCCGCAGCGCGUCACUCGACUGAGCGACUGAGGUCACCGGAUCUGUUUGGGUUUAUUCGUGACGGUAUCGCGAGUAAACGCAAACCCCGGUGACUUUUAGUCUGCUUGAGUUCAUACUUAAGUACGACUGUUAUCUUAAUAAAUAACAAAAAGUGCUCCAAACGAAACUCUUCGUUAUCAACCUGGUCUCAUUUUCAGAUGUUAAAGAAGUAGCUGAGCCCUAAAAUGUCACUGGGUCCAUUUUUAAGACUUUUGUUGGACACUUUUUUUGAUAUUUACAAUUGAGUCAGUCCUGCCCGACCUUAUUGAAUUGACAUGUGUUGACGUACUUUUGCGAACUUUCCCGACAGACUUAUCGAAUCAAGUCCAAGACAUAUUUUCAGAAUUCAUCAGGUUAGUCGUACUUGGGCUUCAGGGAUGCAAGACAUAUUAGCUUAAAAGUGUAUAGUCAGAUAUCUGUUUAUAUGUUUAUUUUGCAAGAAAUAUGUUGAUUUCACUACAGAAGAGACUAAACGAUCUUUGCAAUUGGCCGCAAGAAAAGAUGAAAGUAUAUAUAUUGCGUUUUAUCGGACCAAAAACUCCCGAUAUAGCUGCAAAAAAGCCCGAAAUCUUGCAUCCCUGUUUGACUCGCCUCCUGCCAAACGCCUGACACGUGAAGCAACCGUUUUGCUUUUUUCUUUCUUUCUUUCUUUUUUUUCUAUAACCCCAAUUGUUUCAACUCGAGCGAAAAGGAAGCAAAUGACUGAGAAAUGUGUCGCGUGUCUCACUCUGUGGUUUGAAGAAUCAUCGGUCACGUCGGGGUGUGAACGCACCUUUUACAGCGGGACCUCCAAAGACGGAUCACCUCUUAACGCUGUCAGAAAUGAUUCUCCCGUGGUGUGGGGAACCAGGUGGACAGGGGGUUCCAGAGCACCUGUGGGACCAGAGUGCCAUUUCUAAAUCGGUUUAUUCGUACUUUUUCUCUAACUUUUUAACUCCCCGUUUUAUUUUAAUUUUUUUUUAUUUGGCAGCUGUUCUCCAACCCCAUCCACCUUUGCAUUCCCCCCACCAUGCAGGAAAAAUAGCAUUUAGGGAAGACUGUUUAAUCCCCUCUACCGGGGGGAACCUGGACCUGAUCAUUGGUCGUAUGAUCCUCACAGGCAUUGUUUUAUGUAUAUAAGAAGUGCUGGGAGGGGAGAGUACAUGACCUGUUUGUAACAACACACACACACACACUGCUACUUGUAAUGUGCUUUCAAUGAUUGUAAUUUUCUAAGGAUCUUCUCUCUUUUUUAAGGAAACGGGAAAUUGCAUUUUUUUUUUUGGAUUAUUCUGCAGGGUUUUUUGGAUUACUGUAAAAGUCUCGACCGUGUCCGUUACGGGAGGUCAGAAUGACGUCCGUCCGUCCGUCCACUUCAGUUUGAUACAGAGUGUACUGUACUUCUUCCAAGACGGGGUUGGAGAUGGGAUAAUGUAUCCUCCUCUCGUGAUUAGGAUAAAAAUGUGAAACUCCAUCCCGCGUGUUCACACGUCGCUUCGUGGAGGACAGUACGUACUGUUACGUUUGACCUAUGUUGACAUUCUCUGUUGAAUCAAUGUUUUGAUGUUCUAGAUGAAUUUUGCGAGUUAACUCAUUCUCCCCUUACAAUGUAACCUAAAAUAACACAUUUUUGCCCCAUUUUUAUCCUAGAGAAACCAAUUCACCACAGUGAAUUGUGACGUAAAUACAGGUAAUCACCUACUAUAGUAAACUGAAAACAGCAUUAUGAACAAUAGUGUAUUAUUGGAGGUUAUAGCGAUUGUUUCCACUCAGUUACACCCAGAAAUUGUUCUACGUUAUAUUUUGUGCUCUGUUGAGUCAUUUCUCAUCUCCAGGUCUCUUCACCGGGGGAUGGUUCCGUUGGAAAGUCACGCACGCUCUCUCUCACUCACGAGUCUCGCUCUGUCUGGAAAUGUUAGUUGCGUGUUCUUGUGCACAAACCCCAUCCUCUGUCCACGUUGAAUUGUAAAUAUGUUCCUGUGCUUUAUUUAUGUUCCGAUGCCGAGAUCAAUCCUUUUUUGGGUUGGUGUUAUUAUGAAUGUGCUUCCUGCGAUGAAGUGCGUUGGAUUAUGAUGACUUCUUACAAGUCUAAAUUUAAUAAACUGUUCUAUACCGUUUGUACA